AAGAAAAAUACUCUUCCCCCCAAUAGACUUCCAACCAAAUAACGUGUGAACUGCGUUAUAUCCUUACAACUUAAAGUCUUCUUUGAAAGCAUAAAACCUUACACAGCGAGAGAAACAAAGCCAAUAGGUCUCGUCUUCGUGGAACCCUUAACUCUUCAAAAGAACAAUACCAGAAGAUUACAGAAGAGAGAGAGAGAGAAAGGAAAAAAAGGAAAGAAAAAAAAAAUCUUUGAAUCAUUUCUAGGGUUUCUCUUCGAAUAUAUUCUCUCCGUCUCUUUCAUUUUUCUUUUACAGAUCGUUGAACGGAAGUUAGGUUUACAAUCUAGAUUGGAUUAUCAUUUUCAUUUCCUGCGAUUAAUCCAACAAUCAGCGAAGAAAACGAGAAGAAGAUCUAUUUGAUCGGAGUUCUUGGCAUUCUUUCACCAUUUUCUAUAAUCUUUCUCUGUUUUCUUGUCAUGCGAUUGUUUCAGGCGACCACUAGUUCGUCUUCGGAGGGUCGCAAGCAGAGGAAGCCGUCUUCUUCACCACAUUCUGGGCGUGGUUCCGAGCGAGACAACUUGCGAGCUCGGAAGAAACACAAGAAGCUUGAUGCUAUUUGCGAGAAUUUUUUCACUCGUAAUCGUAAUAUUCAAGCAGAGCCGAACGAAGGCAAUGCCGAAGGAACAUCGGGGGCUGUUGGUUCGGAGCUCCGUCGGAGCUCUCGCGCUAGGAGAGCUCCUGUAUUGCUUGAUUCGUCUCCUCCGCCUGUGAAGAAAAGAGGUAGAGUUGAUAAAGGUGGCGAUAGUUCGGGUACGAAGAAGGGAAGGUUUGUUGGUAAUGAGGAGGAGAAUGAUAGUCCAGAGAAGCCUUCCCCUCGUCCUAAUUCUGGGGAUUUGGAGGAAACGGAGACUUGGAAAUCAAGGUUGAGAUCUAGGGCUAAACGUGUUAGUUUUGUGCUGAAAGUUGAGCAAACUUCUCCCCGUGGUAAAAGGAAGCUUUUUCAGGAGCCAGAUAGAUUAAGAGAGGAAACUAAGUUGGCUGAUACCGAUUCCAAUGCCAAGAAAGAAGAACCAGAGGGAGCGAAAUCACAUGAUGGAAAGCUAAAGAGGCAUGGCAAAGCUAGGGGACCAAUGCGGCUAAAGAGUGACAAUCUAACUAUGGCAUCUGCUAAUAGCAAAGAAGAAGACCAUGAGAGGGAUGCGGUGAAAAUAAUAUUGGACUUAGAUGGGGAGAGCGUUCUGCCCAUGGAGAGCACAGUGGGUGGUGGAAGUGAGAGGGAGGUGGUAUGUGAUAGUUCCACACAAGUAAUUGGGAAAGAGGAGAGCCAAACCACUAUCGUUUUACCGGCUGAGGAGGAUGUCAGUGGCUACAAGGAUUUGGAGGCCAGGGACGAGAAGGUUUUGGAAACUGCGUCAGAAAGCGAUAAGCAGAUGGAACAAACAGAGUUUAAAAAUGAAAUGGGAAAUAGAAUGGAUGCUGCUGAAAUUGUUGGACCCCAGACAAACCAACCAGACAAUGAAGGAUGUCGUGCUGACAAAGAUACAUGCUCCGUUUCUGGCAGAACCCUAGAAAAUGAGAAUGUUGAGAAGGAGAGGAAGGUAAAGAACCUUACAACUGAUGCACUUGACAAGCCACGAAUACAUGAAGGGCGUAGAUGUGGUUUAUGUGGUGGAAGAACUGAUGGAAAACCUCCAAAGAGGUUAGUAAGGGAUUCUGUUGAGAGCGAUAAUGAGGGAGGUGGUGGGUCAUCAGCCCCAGAGGACCCUAACUAUGAUAUAUGGGAUGGAUUUGGUGAUGAACCUGGUUGGCUUGGACGUCUCCUGGGUCCCAUACAUGAUCGUUUUGGUAUUGCUGGUGUCUGGGUUCAUCAACAUUGUGCUGUUUGGAGUCCAGAGGUCUACUUUGCUGGUUUGGGAUGCUUAAAAAAUGUUAGGGCAGCACUUUGCAGGGGAAGAGCACUCAAGUGCAGCCGCUGUGGGAGGCCAGGAGCAACUAUUGGAUGCCGUGUUGAUCGGUGUCCCAAAACCUAUCACUUGCCUUGUGGGAGAGCUGAUGGUUGUGUUUUUGAUCAUCGAAAAUUUCUCAUUGCUUGCUCAGAUCAUCGGCAUCUUUUCCAACCUCAUGGUAGUCAGUAUUUGCACCGGCAGAAAAGAAUGAAAGCUAGGAAAAUGAAGUUGGAAAUGAAGAAGCUGGCAGAUGAUGCAUGGCGGAAGGAUUUUGAGUCGGAAGAAAAAUGGUUGGAAAACUGUGGUGAAGAUGAAGAGUUCUUGAAACGUGAACGCAAGAGGCUUCAUCGAGAUUUGUUGAGAAUUGCACCUGUGUACAUUGGUGGUUCUUCCUCCGAAAGUGAAAAACUAUAUCAGGGUUGGGAGUCUCUUGCUGGGCUUCAAAAUGUGAUCCAAUGCCUGAAGGAGGUUGUCAUAUUGCCUCUUUUAUAUCCGGAGUUCUUUAAUAACAUGGGGAUUACACCUCCAAGAGGUGUUCUUUUACAUGGGUAUCCUGGGACAGGAAAAACCCUAGUGGUGCGGGCAUUGAUUGGUUCAUGUGCUCGUGGUGACAAACGAAUAGCCUAUUUUGCUCGUAAAGGUGCAGAUUGUCUAGGAAAAUAUGUUGGUGAUGCUGAGCGGCAGUUAAGACUCUUGUUUCAGGUUGCUGAAAAAUCUCAACCAUCUAUAAUAUUCUUUGAUGAGAUUGAUGGUUUGGCACCAUGUCGCACGAGGCAGCAAGAUCAGACACAUAGCUCCGUUGUAUCCACUUUGCUUGCACUGUUGGAUGGUCUAAAAUCUCGAGGCUCGGUCAUUGUCAUAGGUGCAACAAAUCGUCCUGAGGCUGUUGAUCCUGCUCUGAGACGGCCUGGAAGAUUUGAUAGGGAAAUUUACUUUCCACUGCCAUCAGUUGAGGACAGAGCUGCUAUUCUGUCUUUACACACUCAAAGGUGGCCAAAACCAGCCUCUGGAUCCUUGCUUCAGUGGGUUGCUAAAGAAACUGCAGGUUUUGCUGGUGCUGAUCUACAGGCUCUUUGUACCCAAGCAGCUAUGAUUGCCUUGAAGAGGAAUUGUGCAUUGCAAGAGCUUCUUUCUGCUGCUGAAAAGAAGGAUAAUAAUGGCAGACGUGUUCCUCUUCCCUCCUUCUCUGUGGAGGAAGGGGAUUGGCUGGAUGCUCUUGCAUGUUCCCCCCCUCCGUGCUCUCGCAGAGAAGCAGGAAUGGCCGCAAAUGAUAUAGUUGCCUCUCCUCUUCGUGCCCAUCUGACUCCUUGUCUGCUUCAACCACUAUUGCAUUUGAUUGUUUCCCUUUGUCUUGAUGAGCGCCUGUGGCUUCCUCCUUCCCUUUCCAAAGCUGCAAAACUGAUAAAAAAUGCAGCUAUUUCGGCUUUGGAAAAGAAGAAAAUGCCUGGUGUUUCUUGGUCAUCCUGUGUACUGGAUUUGAUCAAGGAAGCAGAUGUUAUGAGAGAGAUAGAGAGAAAUCUUUCUUGUGCUGGUCUUUUGGUUAGUGCUUCUGGUUUUGCUGAUUUCAAUGCAUUAAAUGAUGAUACUGAUGAUGGCCAUGGAAAAGUUGAUACUGGUAAAGCAAAUUCUGCUAGUACUCAUAUUAAUUUGUUUCGGAAUGUAUCUUCUUCAUCUCAAACAUCGGGAUUCAGGGUAUUGAUUGCUGGAAGUCCUAGAUCUGGGCAAAAGCAUCUUGCUUCAUGUCUUCUCCACGCUUAUGUGGGGAAUGUUGAAAUUCAGAAGGUCAACUUGGCUACCAUUGCACAAGGAGGACAGGGAGAUUUUGUUGAAGCCGUGACACACAUAUUAUUGAAAUGUGCAAGUAGGGGAUCAUGUGUAAUUUUCAUGCCUCGAAUUGAUUUGUGGUCCAUAGAGACUCAACAUCAAGUUGUUGAGUCAGGAUCAAAUGUUAAAGGAAGGCCUGAAGAUGCUAGGGAUGAUUCCUCCCCAGAUAAUGCUUCCUUGUCAAAUUCUUCGGGAGCAAAUAUGACAGCAGGGCCUGGAGCUGCUAAGAAACGUUUCUUACAGAAGAAGGAUUCCUCUUCAAACGUGUCAGAAUCAGAUAAAACACCAAGGCUUGAAGUUGGAAGGGAAUAUGUUUCACAGGAAAAUGGUUCUUCUCCGAGUACAUGUGAUUCGAAUGCAACAGUGGGGCCUGACGAUUAUGGGAUAAAUGUCUCUUUGGCCUGGAAUUCAUUUGUUGCGCUGGUGGAAUCCAUGUGUUUGUCUGCGUCCUUUAUGAUUUUGGCUACUUCAGAGGUGCCAAGUCAAGUUCUCCCUCUUGGAAUAAAGCAGUUCUUCUCAAGUGAUAUAUUGAGUGGUAAUAGCUCAGCACACUCAGUACACACAAUACCUCGUUUCUUGGUGCAGGUUGGUGGGAAUUUCAAUCAAGAUGACGUGAUUAGCUCAUCUGCAGCAGAGUUGUCAGCAGAUAUCAUUAAACAAUAUGUUCAGCUGAUUCAUCAGAGAAUUCACAGUGAUUUUAUUUGCAAGGAGUAUAAAAUACGUAUUGCAAAUGAAGAUAGUAGACAGAUGGAAUGUGAUACUACAAAAGACGUUGCAGUUAAUAGCAGUCAGCAGGAAAAUUCUGGAAAAGUAGUUUGUAGUGGGAAUGCUUUUUCCGGUGGUCUGGAAACUCAACCGUACACACAUGAUUCUAAGGGAUAUCCUCCAAUUUUGAGAAAUACUGGCCAAGAUGAGGUUGGGAAUCAUCGUCCUCAAGAUAUUGUUCCUAGGAAUCCACCUAAUACUAGGACAUUGAAAGGGAAAUCUAACUUGCUGUUAGCCAUAUCUUCCUUUGGCUUUCAGAUUUUGCGAUAUCCUCACUUUGCUGGACUCUGUUGGGCCACAUCAAAAUUAAAAGAAGGUCCCUGUACAGAUAUAAAUGGACAUUGGAAGGAUUGGCCAUUUAAUUCUUGUAUUGUUAGGCCCAAUAGCUCGUUAGAGAAGGUGGCUGUUGGAUUGAGCUCUAGUAAUAUUAGAAACAAAGAAAAUUCAGUUUUAGUUAGAGGUCUCAUAGCUGUUGGCCUGUUGGCAUAUGAAGGUUUUUACUCCUCAGUUAGAGAAGUUUCUUUUGAAGUGCAAAAGGUUCUAGAUCUUUUAGUUGGACAGAUUAAUGCUAGAGUUCAGGGUGGAAAAGAUAGAUAUCAGUUCUUCCAUCUUCUGUCACAAGUGGCAUAUUUGGAAGAUAUGGUCAAUAGUUGGGUAUACACAUCACAGAGUUUAGAGCUGGACUCUCAAAUGCCAGUGUCAGACCCUAGACCUACUCCAGAUGAUUCACAUACCUGUCUGGAUAGCCUGAUUGAGUGUGAUGUACACAAGAAAAAUGUUUCUGUCAAAUUCUCCUAUGAAGCAAAUCAAGAAGAAAGCCCACCGCGGCUUGCAAUUGAAAAGAUUGGAUAUAUUGGGUCCAACAAGGGAGUUCCUAAUUUUGGUUUGCUUGAGAGCGAAAUGAGUGUCACAACUUCUAAGGAAGGGCCUCAACAGACUUCCUUUGGUCAUUCUGACUCCGUUGUACUUCAGAGUUCUUCCUCUGCUGUUGACCCAGUGGCCACAGUCACUGCUGUGAACGAACCAUGUGAGCCUUGUCAUUCUGAACCAUGCAAUUCAGAAAAUCCUGUUUCUACUCAAGAGGUUCGUGGGGAUUUUGGGUGCAUGAAAAAAUCUAGGGGUUCAGCUAUAGAACGGUCUGUUAAUUGUGGGGAUAUUGAAUGUUGUCCAGGCGAAUUGGGUGAACUUAUGGUCUCUAGAUCCAGUAAAGUCUGUGAUCAGAGCAAUGGUUUGUCGGCAGCAGGGACCAAUCUUUUGUCUGAGGCUGAUCCCUGUAAUCAUGAUGAACCUACCGGAGAUGACAACUCUAACAUAAACAGCAGAAAGAAUCUUUCAGCUGCCUCUGGCAUUGCAUGUUUGUAUGAAUGUUGCGAUGAGUGCUUACAUAAUGUCUAUUCUUUAAUUCAAGAAAUUCUUAAUCAUGAAUGUGAUUCUAAUGAAAGCUGCUCUGUAGAAGAUCUUCAUGAUAUUGUUUCAUCAUGGUCCGUGAAUCUUCUUUCAUCAAUCAGAAAGUUAGUUCUUGCUGAGAGUAACAGUGGUUCAGAGAAGGGCUUCAGCAGGAAACUAAGUCGGGAUGAUUAUGGAAUUUCUGGUCCAGGUAUUUUCAAGUUCAAGAAACCUUCAUGUCAGUGCACAAGUUCAGGAAAUAAGGUGGUCAUGCCGAUGGAGUGUAGUUGUCACUCAGGAGAGAGUUUGGCUGCAAAGACAAAUGCUUAUUCAAAUUCUCAGAUUCGGAUGGAUUUAAAAUUCAUUAUCAGAGACAAUGUACUUGUGCCUGCAAAUCCUGAUGAGGCAGUUUCAUUUCACUGCAAGUUUCGACAUUUGUGCCUUUGUUCUCUUAUAGAGUGGAUAUUCAUGAUCAAGUAGCCUUUGGGUUGAUGUAAUGUUGAAUUGGCAGUCAGGUCAGAGUAGUUUUGGCAUAUUCUUUUUUGGUGGUACGCCACAAUCAAUUUUAUUACUCCGCCAGAGAUGUACAAAUCAAAAUUUUGUAGUCUGCAAUUCAAUUAAUCCUGUUCAUCCUCUUUCCAUAGUAGCAA
This is a messenger RNA of Macadamia integrifolia, 6550 nucleotides long. RefSeq lists its product as uncharacterized. Lineage: Eukaryota; Viridiplantae; Streptophyta; Magnoliopsida; Proteales; Proteaceae. Gene Ontology annotation, cellular component: nucleus. The transcript is spliced from 6 exons. Gene Ontology annotation, molecular function: ATP hydrolysis activity; ATP binding; chromatin binding. The record is from RefSeq and is a predicted model, not a curated record. Gene Ontology annotation, biological process: positive regulation of transcription by RNA polymerase II. Bases 456 to 6380 code for a protein of 1974 amino acids.